Messenger RNA from Arabidopsis arenosa, 702 nucleotides. The record is from the annotation of a GenBank genome assembly. Lineage: Eukaryota; Viridiplantae; Streptophyta; Magnoliopsida; Brassicales; Brassicaceae.
AUCAUCAUCAACAUUAUUCGAGUAGUAUCCACAUUUCACUUCCAUUCAUACGGUUUCUGAUUCGUUUGUUCGAAUCAAUAUAAUCGCCAUCUCGUCUCGUCGGAGAAGAAUGUCGCUGUUAGAUAAUCUGUUAGGUAUCCUCCGCGUUCGCGUCAAACGCGGUGUCAACCUCGCCGUACGUGAUGUUUCCAGCAGCGAUCCUUACGUCGUCCUCAAGCUAGGUCGCCAGAAACUCAAAACCAAAGUGGUGAAGAAAAACGUAAACCCACAAUGGGAAGAAGAUUUGUCAUUCACAGUCACUGACCCGAAUCUCCCGCUUACUCUGAUUGUGUACGACCACGACUUCUUCAGCAAGGACGACAAAAUGGGAGACGCAGAGAUCGAUUUGAAACCGUACAUUGAAGCCUUACGAAUGGAGCUAUCCGGUUUACCAGACGGAACCAUCAUAUCGACAAUUGGUCCGAGUCGUGGCAACUGCUUAGCCGAAGAAAGCUACAUCCGUUGGAUCAACGAUCGAAUCGUUCAGAACAUUUGUCUCCGACUCCGUAACGUCGAGCGUGGUGAAGUCGAGAUUGAGCUCCAAUGGAUUGAUCUUCCCGGUUCUAAAGGCUUGUAAACAAUUUUUGAAAGUUACCUUAUUGGGCUUUUUACCCCUUUGUUGGGCUAAGCCCAUAUAUUCACAAAUAAACAUUAAUAAAAAAA